Molecule: messenger RNA, 3840 nt
Organism: Fusarium pseudograminearum CS3096
Lineage: Eukaryota; Fungi; Ascomycota; Sordariomycetes; Hypocreales; Nectriaceae
Exons: 3
Coding region: 1-3840 (1279 amino acids)
Biological process (GO): exocytosis; endocytosis; piecemeal microautophagy of the nucleus
Cellular component (GO): membrane; cytosol; intracellular membrane-bounded organelle
Molecular function (GO): sterol binding; protein binding
Source: RefSeq, a predicted model, not a curated record
AUGUCUGAGACUGGCGAUAGCACCCACAAGCGGUCCAAAUCCGCUGCCGCCCUCUCUCUCUUGCGGCGCAACAACACUCGAGACGAAGAGUCUGGUUCCGAAGACGGGAGGCUUCGGCAAGCUCCUUCAUCCUCGAAUCCGACCCUGACCCCGAUCAACCCCAUGGCGCACCAACAGAGCCCCCGCGGCCACGCUGCCAAACAGUCCGUUUCCUCGGCUGGCCUCUCUCCUACUGCUUCCAACCCGCCGCAAUCAAAACCUCAGCCGGUCCUCACAUCACCUACUGCCGAUAAGAGCACCGCAAGCCUCGAGCAGUCUGUUCGCAAGUUUAGAUUUGUCGAGGCCCUGCGAAGCGGCGAUACAUCAUCCAUCUCCCGAGCCAUUCGCGAAACAGCCGAGAACGCCCCCCGCCCGAGCAUUUCCUCAGUAAGCGGCUCCUCAUCAGGUACCCUUGACGAUACUACAAUCCUUCACCUGGCUAUCCAGUGUGCCGAAUUUCCUGUCAUUGAAUACGUCUUGUCCGAUGGACAAGGAUCGAUCGAUGUCAACGCCCGUGACAAGGAUGGAAACACCCCGCUUCACUUGGCCGCAAUCCAGGGCAGAACCACAGUGGUGAAGCUUCUUUUGGAACAAAAGGAUAUCAAUGAUGCCAUUGCCAAUUCCCAGGGCAAAUUGCCACUGGAUGUAGCGCGAAACCCUGAGAUCUUCCAGCUUCUGCAGCUUUCAAGAUCGCUUUUUGCCGAGGCCAAGGUCAAGCAAGUGCAGGAGCUGAUCGCGCGGGGCAACUAUGCCGCACUUGCUGGCGUUCUCGAGGAGCAUCGCGUCAAGACUGUUCUCGACAUCAACAGCCCCGAAUUCGCAUCCGAGCCUGUCACCGUCCAGACUGGAGGUACUUUGCUCCACGAAGCUGCCCGAAAGAAAAACACCAACCUCAUCCAAGUCCUCCUUCUCCACGGCGCCGACCCGUUCCGUCGCGAUCGAAAAGGCAAGCUGCCCCAAUCCGUCACCACGGACGAUGCUACAAAGGGCAUUCUCAAGAAAUCCCCCGCAGCCGUUGCUGCCCAGAGGGGAAUCCAGGAGAAGGCGGUGCUUGGACAGGCUGCUUCACAGGGCACAGCAGGUUCUGCCACUGGUGAUCCUCUAGCUGGGCGGGAGGCUCGUGAGAUGAAGGGUUAUUUGAAGAAGUGGACCAACUAUCGAAAGGGCUACCAGCUACGUUGGUUCGUACUUGAGGAUGGCGUUCUGAGUUACUACAAACACCAAGACGACGCAGGCUCUGCAUGCCGCGGCGCCAUCAACAUGCGGAUUGCCAAACUUCACAUGAGCCCUGACGAGAAGACAAAGUUUGAAAUUCACGGCAAGUCCUCCGUCAAGUAUACUCUCAAGGCAAAUCAUGAGGUCGAAGCCAAAAGAUGGUUCUGGGCCCUGAACAAUUCGAUUCAGUGGUCCAAGGAUCAGGCAAAAGAGGAAGAGAAGCGAGCAGCUCGUGGUGCUGAGCUUUUGCGACAAGCCAAGGCUGACCCUAGCACUCUUUCUCUUCAGGAAUCCCAUAGUGAGGGCACUAGUGUCACAGACCUACGUAGGAACAGUUCUCAAAUCCCGAGCAGAUCGCUUUCAAAGAUCUCUUCGGUUGAUCAACGACCGAGCCACACUAGCCCCGGCACCAGUGGCAGUAUUGAAGAAGAUGAAUUCGUGGAUGUCGAGACAGACGCGGGCACCUCGCGAGUACACAGGAACGGAGCACCGACGAACAACGACAUGGAUGACGACGAUGACUAUGGCGAUGACAUGAGCCUUCACGAAGAGCCUACUGCCACGAAAGACGCGCUAAAUAUUACAGCCCAAUCAGCCAAGCUCCAGCUUGAAACAAUGUCGCAUGUUCACCAGGCCCUCCUUAACGAGCUCAACCAAAACCCAAGCACACCUCUUUCCGAUAACAGCGUUUCCCAAGCCCUAGGCACCUACGAUGGUGCCAUUCGAAGCUUAUCCACACUUGUUGCCGAUCUGCUCCGGAUAUCAAAGGACCGCGAUGCCUACUGGCAGUACCGCCUCGAUCGGGAGGCGAACAUGCGACGUAUGUGGGAGGAAAGUAUGGCACAAGUGGCUCGUGAGCAAGAGGUCUUGGAGGCUCGCGUCGGAGAAGCAGAGAAAAAGCGCAAGGCAACAAAGAGGGCACUGCGUGAGGUUAUCGAAAGCGGCAUCCCUGUUGGGGCUGAGCUCCCUGUACAGGACGCACACGUAGAAAAGGAGUUGCACGACAGCAGAGAAAAGGAAUACGAGGAGGGACAGUUCGAAGAUGCACCAACUAAACCAUCGGCACUGGCAUCAGCAUCAGCACAGCCCAAGUCACCCACGAUGAAGACCGUCCGAAGGAAACCUACGAUUCAUGUAGACUUGUCCGAGAGCGAGUCCGAACAAGAGGACGAGUUCUUUGACGCCGUGGACGCCGGUCAAGUUGAGGUAUCAGAACUGCCUGCUGAUGAGAUUCAGCCAAAAAGCCAGGAUAUUGUUGUAUCCGGCGGAAUGGACAUCAGCUCCUCUUUCAAGGGUUACGAAAAUGGCAUUCGAACGAGACUCAAAAUGGAUGCUGACGACCGCCCUAAGAUUUCUCUAUGGGGUAUUCUCAAGUCUAUGAUUGGCAAGGAUAUGACCAAGAUGACUCUGCCUGUUUCAUUCAACGAACCAACUUCUCUCCUCUACCGUGCUGGUGAGGAUAUGGAGUAUGCUGACUUGCUCGAUCUGGCCGCGGAUCGAGCUGACUCGAUUGAACGGCUCAUUUACGUGGCUGCCUUUGCUGCCAGUGAAUACGCAUCCACAAUCGGCCGUGUAGCCAAACCUUUCAACCCUCUCCUGGGAGAGACAUUCGAAUACGUGCGACCUGACAAGGGGUACCGCUUCUUUAUUGAACAAGUCAGCCACCACCCGCCAGUUGGCGCGGCCCACGCAGAGGCACCCAAGUGGUCUUACUGGGGUGAAUCAGCCGUCAGGUCCAAGUUCUAUGGUAAAUCUUUUGACAUCAAUCCCUUGGGUACAUGGUUCCUCAAGCUUCGACCUACCGCUGGAGGCAACGAAGAACUUUACACGUGGAAGAAGGUUACCUCCUCGGUCAUCGGCAUCAUUACUGGAAACCCCACAGUCGACAACUAUGGUGUCAUGGAGAUUAAGAACUGGACAACAGGCGAAGUGGCUCAUGUUGAAUUCAAGCCGCGUGGCUGGAAGGCAUCCAGCGCAUAUCAAGUAUCUGGAAAGGUCACUGAUGCCUCUGGCAAGGUGCGCGUCAGUCUCGGUGGUCGCUGGAACUCCAAGCUGUACGCUCGCCUAACACCAGGUUACGAGGCAGCAGUUGAUGAGCCCAAGGAGAGUGGCGGCGAUAUGGCGCACAGCGGUCUAAGCGACCCCAACCGAGCGUAUCUCAUCUGGAAGGCAAAUGAGCGACCAACUGGAAUCCCUUUCAACUUGACACCAUUCGUCCUGACAUUUAACCACAUAGAUGAUCAGUUGCGGCCGUGGCUACCUCCUACCGACUCUCGUCUCCGACCUGACCAGCGCGCGAUGGAAGACGGAGAGUAUGACUUUGCUGCCGAGGAGAAGAAUCGCCUGGAGAACGCACAACGAUCACGCAGACGCCUUCGCGAGGAGCGUGGUGAAGAGUUCGUACCUGCUUGGUUCCAAAAGGCACGCUGUGAGAUCACGGGAGAGGAGUACUGGCAAUUCAACGGCAAGUAUUGGCAACAGCGCGAGAAAGCCGGCCCACAGGGAGACCCUCAAGCUGCUUGGGAGGGAUUGGAGCCGAUUUACGAAGAUCAUGUGGAUGAGAAUCAGGGUUCAGUUCAGUAUUAG